Messenger RNA from Seminavis robusta, 1531 nucleotides. The record is from the annotation of a GenBank genome assembly. NCBI's taxonomy places the organism in Eukaryota, Bacillariophyta, Bacillariophyceae, Naviculales, Naviculaceae.
CUGAUCAUUCUCUCACAAUUUUUUGAUUUCUCACAAUUCCAUUUUUCCUAAUUUCUCACAACUCUUUCCAGAUUUCUCACAAUUUCAAUUACUUUGCACGACUGACUGGUCGCCUCAUAUCUUCGUCCCCACUGUCACCGGUGGUAACGACAAGGUUGCCAUGCCAAUUUCGUGGUCCCACCAUGUCAUGGACAGAGCAAGUCCAUGCUGCCAUUUCCAAUUCUUCCAAGUCCAAACCACAGUUUUUUAGUACUGUAACCAUCUUUCAUCUAUAAUAGAGAGACCCUGUUCAUCAUGACGACAAAAUAUCAAGCCGUUUCCAUCGCUCCUCCUCUACAUGUACUACUAGUAAUAUGUUUAUCCCUGUUGUUACCGUUGGCGACGACUUUCUACCGCCGUGGGGGAAGAUUUGCUGCCCUUGACAUACUGCUAGACAAGGCGAUAGGAAGAAAACGAGAUUACUUUCUGGACAGCAAGUACUACCGCAUCAAGGACUAUUAUGGGUUUCAAUGCCUGGAUGUUGGAUCUGGCAAUGGAGACUACUCCAAGUUCCUCAAAGAACAAGGACGUGACGUUUCCUCGGUGGAUGUUUUGGAUCUGUCGCACACUGGCACGGUCACGCUCUUUGACGGCACCAACAUUCCCUUUGGCGACAAUCAGUUUGACACGUCCCUGCUCAUGUUUGUAUUGCAUCACAGCACGGAUCAGAAAGGAUUGCUCAAGGAUGUAAUGCGAGUCACAAGGGACUAUAUUAUCGUGGCAGAAGACCUUAUUGUCAAUCCAUUCGACGCCAUGCUGGGACAGAUUCAUCUCCACAGCUCGCCUUGGGCCCAAGGGGAACAUGAGGAUGCCUUCAAAACACACAGCCAGUGGCAAACCUUCUUUGCAGAGUUGAAACUCCAGGUGGUAGACACUGUCACCAUUUCAAGAUGGACCUAUCCUGUUUAUCCAGUUGUCAGGAAUAUCUACGUGCUCAAAGUUCCUUCAACCUAGAACGACAACCUAAAACCACAAGACAAUCCACGAGCGGGGCUGCAGGCAAUUUUGAGAGCAUGUAUCCACCUCUGAAGUGUAUGUUACUUCGUUAGAAUAGAAUCCUUUUAUCUCUGUGCCGUUUGAGCGUUGAAUGGCGUGGAAAUAUCCAACCCAUUCGACAGUAUCGACAGUUGCCAGAAUUCAUGUUUCAGGUUGUCGUCGUUUCGGUUAUCAGAGAAGCAUUCAUGACUACGCCUCUAGAGAGGUGCCAGAUUCAUUGUACGGUACCCAUUGCGGCUAGAAAGAUUUGUGACCAUUGAUGGUGGGAAACCUGGUUCUGAGUGCCCGGUAGUAAACAGAAAACCACACUUCAACAUGCACGCACCCUCAAUCCGAGUCUUCAAAGGCAGCGUAAUGCUGUCCUUGUUGAUCUCUGAGUGCCAAGGUGGGAGCAGGGAAGAGGACAGAGUGCAGCCCCUCCAGCGACACGAGUUCCGCCGGGUAGCUACAAAAACACAUAACCACACUGACUGCAGUCAUAGCUACUACACUGUAC